Messenger RNA from Acanthopagrus latus (yellowfin seabream), 3930 nucleotides. It is a transcript of the gene cbfb, whose product is annotated as core-binding factor subunit beta. Gene Ontology annotation, molecular function: sequence-specific DNA binding; transcription coactivator activity. The coding region runs from base 462 to 986 and encodes 174 amino acids. The record is from RefSeq and is a predicted model, not a curated record. NCBI's taxonomy places the organism in Eukaryota, Metazoa, Chordata, Actinopteri, Spariformes, Sparidae. The transcript is spliced from 7 exons. Gene Ontology annotation, cellular component: core-binding factor complex; nucleus. Gene Ontology annotation, biological process: regulation of transcription by RNA polymerase II.
CUCGUUUGUUGCCACUUGCCCCGGAGAUCACACGCUCGUCAACACACACAGAGAGAGAGAGAGAGAGAGAGAGAGAGAGAGAGAGAGAGAGAGAGAGGGAGAGAGAGAGAGAGAGAGAGACGGUCAAAUUGAGCUUUAUCUAUCGCGGUGGGUCACUUAAUAAGAGCCACUUGGAGCCAGAGGCGAGUCGGAGCGCAGAUCAUCUUCAUAAGAGCAGCGGUGAUAAUCAGAGAGCACAUUGCUCCACACAGAGAACAAACACACACACACAGAGAGAGAGAGAGAGAGAGAGAGAGAGAGAGAGAGAGACAGACACGGAAGAGAAGUGAGUGAAAGAGAGGCAGAGUGAGGGACGGACGGUUAGACACGCAACUUUUCACUCUGCGGGAUCGUGUUUGAAGGCAAAAACAAAAGGGGGGCUUAAAAAGUGACCGUGAAGAGGCCGGAGAGAGCUGGAGAAGAUGCCGCGGGUAGUCCCGGACCAGAGGAGCAAGUUCGACAAUGAGGAGUUUUUCCGCAAGUUGAGCAGGGAGUGUGAGAUUAAAUACACUGGCUUCAGGGACCGGCCCCACGAGGAGAGACAAGCCCGCUUCCAGAACGCCUGCAGGGACGGCCGGUCAGAAAUAGCCUUUGUAGCUACAGGCACCAACCUCUCUCUCCAGUUCUUUCCAGCCAACCUGCACGGCGAUCAGAGGCAGGUUCCCACAAGAGAGUAUGUCGACUUCGAGAGAGAGACAGGAAAGGUCCAUUUAAAGGCUCCUAUGAUCUUGAAUGGGGUGUGUGUGAUCUGGAGAGGCUGGAUCGACCUACAGAGGCUGGAUGGGAUGGGAUUCCUGGAGUAUGACGAUGAGAGGGCGCAGCAUGAGGACGCUUUGGCCCAGGCGGCGUUUGAAGAGGCUCGACGCAGAACCAGGGACUUCGAAGACAGAGACCGUUCACACAGAGAGGAUCUGGAGGACCCUGUGGUUUCUAAAAUCUGGGACUGAUGACACACAGACAGACAGCCAGCAGAAAAGAACAGGUCCAGACGACAGCAGGACCCCAGCCCUGGCUCAAACAUGGCCAACGCUGACGUGGAACACAAGAUGCGCUGAGGAGGACGAGGAUGAGGGAAUAUUGGAGGGAGGAGGAAGGCAGGGCUGGCUGUCCGUUCGCUUUCAAUACAAUCAACUGAAGCAAAAAUGUCAUCUGAAUCGCAGUUGUAGACCAAUUGUUCACCAGUAUUUCGUAACAGGUUUGAUAUGAUCAUUUUCACAUGGCAAACAUUUUUGAGAUAUUAUAUUAUAUUAUGUAGAGGACAGGAACAUUUUCUCGAUUGAUUGGAUUGAAGGUGAAUUGAGCCCUAGACAAGAAGGAUUCAAAAGUAUAAGGACACAGCAGACCUGGGCAAAAAAUACAGAAUAUAUUUAAAUACAGACGAAGGAAAAUGAAAGUCAAUUUAGCAUUAUAUUGCAAAAGUGACACAACCAGAGGUCAAGUGAGCGUUUCAAAUAUGUAAAGUGAAGAUCAAGUCAUUCAAAGCCUUUAUUUUUUAUCCAGGUCUUAAAGGAUUUGUUGGAUUGAGUUACUUUCAAGUACCAAAAGUAUAUUUUCUAUCAGUACAAGAUGUUGAAAAUGGAGGGGUUACAGAUGUCAUUGACAGAAGGAGCAGUCAGAUGAGAGGAUCAGUCUGGCUCAGGGUCGUGGUCAGCGCUUGUUGGUCAGCAUUACCUGAGCAUGCAAGUGAGAUUUUGAAAGUUUGGGGGGGAGGGGGGCGACAAAUAUUCUGCAAUGUUCACUGUUGUGCAACGCAUUUGUGAGCAUGCCUGUGUUAACCCCCACUGUGCCGAGUUCACUUCCCAAAACCUGCUGUUUUCUUAGACCAAAGUUCAAUUUGCUGGAAAGGAGGGGUGAAAGAUUGGGAAACUGAAUUUUAAAACAGCGGGCAGGUGGGAGGGGAGCGUAAAUAGAAAAAUGUGCCAGGUUGUAGAGUAAGAAGUGUUUGCUGUACUUUGAUCUUGAUGAUUUCUUUAAAAACUUCACCAAGGUGAAAUGCCCGGACUACAACCUGAGGCAGGCAGACAGUUGGCAAAGAAAACUGGUGACAAACUCUGCUAUCUUUGGCUCUGGAAGUGGGAUUGGAGGAGGGCGGGGUGGGGGCAGUGAACGGGCUGUCAAUUCAUACGUCCUUUAUCUUCUGAGGGUUUUGCACUAUGUGAUACAAUCAGUCUGGUUCCCCACAUGUUUUUUUUUUUUCUUAGCGUGCAUGAAACCAAACACAGGCCUACCUAUGUUCUUUAAUGUUCCCUAUGCAACCUAUUUAUCAUGAGAGCACUCUCUUUACAGCGCCUUGUUGAGGAAUUACUGGGUGAUUCUUUGCUGUUUCAUUGUUGUGAAGCCAAAUUUACAUCCCAAACAGUAGCAUGCUCCACAAAGCAUAAGAGCAUGGUGUAUUUAAAGGUGCAAUAUGUAAGAAUUUGAGUGUUAAAUAUUCUACUAUCAACAGAAUGUGAAGAGAUAACACUUUUGACAUUACUUCAAACACCUUUAUUUAUUGUGUUGCAUCAAAGUUAGCAUGCUAACCAGCUAGCCCCCAGCCACUUAGCUUAAGAGGUGAUGGUUGGUAAGCUGAGUUUACCAGCUGUAGGCAGCUAAAGUUUGCAGCAGUUAUUGGUUACUCCAAUGCCCCCCGACUGUUUGGGGUGUGAAUUUUACAGAUUUUUACAUAUUCUUACAUAUUGCUCCUUUAACCAGGUUCAUUUUGACACCUGUCUUUUAGAAUCUGUGCAUACCUUUGAGCCAAAAAUUGAGUGUAUUGCCUUUUCAGAGCCACAGGGUCACCGUAACAGAACAGUGCUGCCCAGUGAGGACCGUGUAGCUCCAAAUCUGGCGAUUUUGAAUUCAGAAAAACUGAAGGAUGAAGUGUUCCUUGUCAACUAAAUAAAGCAGUUAAAAAGCCACUGGGUUAUCAGAAACAAAGCAGAGAAAGGGCAUUUUGCAUCACUCAUGUCAAAUAGAUCUUCUGGACAGACAUGGUUGUCACUGGAGAGUAGUGAUAUAUCAUGCUUCUAUUCUCCUCAGUUGCAUGUGUCCCAUAGCAUCUGUCACUUCUACUGUACAAACAUUGGAUUGAGAUCAAUAUGAGUAAUUUAUCAGCUCAUAUCAUAGACUGCAGUUUAAUUAUUCUCUGUAUAUCAAUCACCCAGAUAUUCCUCGUCAUCAACGGGCUGUAAAACCCUAAAUGCAGUCUAAGUACUAUUCCCCGUCCUGUUACAGCACUAGUGUAAUGAAAUGGUAUUUUUUGUUAUCUUAUUUUGUUGUUUGUGUGAAAGUCAUGAUGUUUACUUUUUAUAUUACUUCUCACCUCUGUACAUGUAUUCAUUUUUGUUCAUCUUUCAGCUUUGUUACAAACUAGUAGUAGCAGUUGUGGGCUAUUUUAUGUCAAGUCAUGCGUAAAAUUACAAAAUGUCUCCAGAAAAUUUGGGAGUUUUGAAGACUUUUGUGGCUUUUGUCUUUCAUGUGUUGCUCUCAUUCAUGUUAUUUUUUUGGUUUUGUAGGAAAUCCACCUCCUGGGUUAGAUACAUUGAAUGUGGAUUGACUCAAGUCUUGUUAUUAGGAGAUAUACAUGUCUUUUUUUUUUAUAUUGUGCAACUAGAAGCUCUUUUCAUUUUCCAGUGUGUUUUACAUUUAGUGCACUCAACGGUUUUAUUAUAAUUAUUAUAACCAAGAAAAAUCUUUUGUUUAGUCAUGCUUUUUCUUUUUUUUUCCUCAAUCUGACUUUUUAAGGAUUUCUAUGAGCUUUACGUAAGCUUGAAAAAAAAACGGUGAAUUUUCUAUCCAUUGAUAGCCAUGUGUUUGUUACAUUUUUCACUUUUGGAGUAAAGAAGUGUUGUUUUUCUCAAAACAGUUGAAAUUGAAAUAAAAAAGUGGAUGAAAGCUCGAACACUGUGA